GUGGUGAGAGUCAGUGACGUGGCAGACCAGCCCGAACACGGUCCUUAGGGCCGGGACAGCCGGGGCUGUCAGCUGGCCUCUGGGCAGCCCCGCCGGGAGAGCACCGACUGCGGCGGCAGUCGCCAGCCCGGAGCCGGAAGUGCCACGUGUCCCCAUUGCGCCUGCGCGGCCGGCGGCUGACACUUCCGGCAAGGGCCUCUCUUCUCUCCGGGCUUGGCUGCCUCCUUCCAGCACCGCGUUCCCGGCCCCACCGACGUGACUACCUACCCUCAGCUCCCAGGCCAAGUCGUGGCCGCCGGUGGGCUGGGGAGAAUGUGGCGCCGGGCCUAGGGCUUGAUGCGCCUCCCUCUCUGCUCCCCGCCCUCUGUCCACAGUCGUUCUUUCCCUUCGCUUCCAGGAGUCGCCUUUCAUCUCUUCUCUCGGCGCUGUCGCAUAUCGCGACCAGCCCCUUCCAACCCGGAUAACCACCGUCGUCAUGUCCCAGCCGGGGAUACCGGCCUCCGGCGGCUCCCUAACCGGCCCCCAGGCCCAGAAUGGGGCCGCCUCGGCCUCGGGGUCUUCCUAUACCAACGGUCCUAUCCAAAAUGCACUGCUGUCUGCACAAGGAUAUAAUUCUCAGCUUCCAGGAUCCUACUCUCAUCUAUUACCAGCAAAGACUUUGAAUCCAGUCUCUGGACAGUCGAACUAUGGUGGUUCUCAGACUGUUUCUCCAUUAAAUAAUUAUCAGGGACCUGGGCAGACUCUUCAUAGACCACCUGUGGCUUCUAAUGCAGUGACACCUUCACUCCAUAGUGGUCCUGUUCCCCGAAUGCCACAACAUGCUUCUCAGAACCCAGCUGCUACACCAAUGUCUUCUGGUAGCUUUCAUCCUGGAGCCAAUGUACCGCCACCUCUGAAUUGGCAGUAUAACUAUCCAUCCACAGGAUCACAGACAAACCAUUAUCCUCGUGUAUCAACUGGACCAACUAUGUCUGGGAAUACAAAUUUGACAAGUCAUCAGUAUGUUUCUUCUGGAGAUCCUUCACUUCAAAACAACUUCAUAAAAUCAGGUUCUGCACCCCCCUUAGUGAGUCCACCUCUGCCUACCACUUUCCAACCAGGAGUUCCUCUUGGGCCUCCUCCAACUGGAAGACCACCUCCAGUGAGAGACCUAAGUCCUCAGAAAUCAUCACAUAGGGAUGUGCCUCAGCCCUCAUUUAAUUCACCUAUCAACCAAGAAGGUAAGCAUGGCAAAACCAAGUCAAGUCCUAAAGGUUUGACUUAGGGUAGAAGAAUGAAU
Messenger RNA from Myotis daubentonii (Daubenton's bat), 1279 nucleotides. RefSeq names its product protein transport protein Sec24A-like (gene SEC24A). Gene Ontology annotation, cellular component: endoplasmic reticulum exit site; COPII vesicle coat. Lineage: Eukaryota; Metazoa; Chordata; Mammalia; Chiroptera; Vespertilionidae. Gene Ontology annotation, biological process: COPII-coated vesicle cargo loading; endoplasmic reticulum to Golgi vesicle-mediated transport; intracellular protein transport. The record is from RefSeq and is a predicted model, not a curated record. The transcript has 3 exons. Bases 476 to 1264 code for a protein of 262 amino acids. Gene Ontology annotation, molecular function: zinc ion binding; SNARE binding.